AUGGCUGAAAAUGACGACCAAAACAAUAACAACAAUGCCUUUGACGACGACGUCAAUAACAACACCGACUACCAAGACGAAACGCGGUACUGUAAAAUUUAUGAUCGCGAGGAUUUCUUUACCGUACUGGUACAAAUGAUCCUCGCCGUUCUCGCCCUACUGUCGCUCUAUUUCAAACGUCUGCAAGAGGUACCUCGGAGGACCUUUCGGACCUGGUCGCUCGAUAUUGGAAAACAAGCACUGGGAGCUUGUUACGCACACGUUUUGAAUAUGGUGCGUAUCAAGCUAAUUUGGUGUGGCAUCACCGGCCAACGAUACGAUAUAUCUGCAAUCGCCCGUCUCACACGUAUCAUUGCCGCUAUUAUUUCCGAAAGAAUCACCGGUGAAUCACGGUUGCAGGAUCAAUGCGCCUGGUACGGAAUGAGCUACCUUAUAGAUACCACACUCGGUCUUGUUUUGGCUAUUUUCUUUCUAGGGGUGCUGGACAAGCUUGCCAGCGAAAGAGACUGGGUCCAUUUGAAGCAUUCCGGGGUGUAUUCCGGCCCCGACGGCGUCCUGCAUUGGAUUUCACAGUGUCUCGCUUGGCUCGUCAUCCUCACCGUGGUCAAAGUCAUUAUUUACAUCUUUAUGCUCGCCGGAGGCUCCUGGUUGGCCUGGAUCGGAGGGGUUCUGUUCGCCCCACUGCAAGGCAACAUUCGCUUCGAGCUACUCUUUGUCAUGAUCUUCUUUCCCGGAAUUCUAAACGUCAUUUACUUUUGGAUUGCUGACGGUUACCUCAAGGCUAAGAAAAGUCACGCCGGUGCGCACGAACCGGACUCAAUCGUCGACUCCAAAAAUGCAGCUCUCAUGGCGGGCGAACAGGAAAUGGCCGCCGGAGGUUCGUUGCCGCCUGGAAACUACCAAUCAGCCCCUUGGAGUGCCGUGACCACCGUCGCGUCACCGCAGUCUUCCGUCCACCGGCCCGAAACGGCGUCCGUGUGAAGUCUCUGCUCCCACCCUCUGCUGUAACAUUAGACUACCAUUUUU
Phaeodactylum tricornutum CCAP 1055/1 is the source of this 1026-nucleotide messenger RNA. RefSeq lists its product with no specific name. Gene Ontology annotation, cellular component: membrane. The transcript is spliced from 2 exons. The record is from RefSeq and is a predicted model, not a curated record. NCBI's taxonomy places the organism in Eukaryota, Bacillariophyta, Bacillariophyceae, Surirellales, Neidiaceae. Bases 1 to 981 code for a protein of 326 amino acids.